CGUGGGUCACUCUGUUCACUCUUCACUCUGCAAUUUGUAUUCAGCCUUCCCCAUUUUCUCUCUCAAUGAUGUCCUUUCGAAUUCAGCUGAGUCCUUUCCUUCUUUAUGUUUCUUUCUUUUAAGUCUGUCAUAAGGGUUUUCUAUCCCUUUCAUUAUUGUAAUUUAUUUCUCAUCUCUGCAAUUGAUCCUGCAACUGCCCCCUUGCAUUCUCGCAAAACUUUCUCUCUCUUGAUGUUUUUCAUUUUCCUAUGAUUUAUCUUUUUUUUCUGGGGUGGAUAUUCCUCUCGUUUAACCAACAUUUGAUGAAAUAGGUUUUGUUCUCUCUACUGCUUUGGGUAUUAUUCAUAUGUGUUUCUAACUGCGAAGGUGCAAAUGAAACUUCGAUUUCUUUUUUGUAUGUUAAUGGCAGUGCUUUGCGCGUUUAUGAUUGGAGUGUAGUGUCAUUCUUUGAGCCAACAAUGAGGAUUAUCUUUCUCGUGAAGAAUGGAAUGAGCACUUACCCUUCAUAGUUUUCUAUUGAAAACGCAGAUUUCUGUUCUUGCCAUUGAUGGGUACGGUUGGCAAUAACUGGGAUGAAGAAUGCUCUGUCAUUGGAGACAAAGGAGAAAUCAGAUUUAUCGAUUUUGAGGAUGAUAAAUCUGUGUGUAGUUACAACCCAAAUGAAGAGGGUCCAAUUGUUAUUUCUGUUCCGUUCCCUUUUGCAAGAGGAAAGCCUCGAUCAGUAUUUGUGGGAGACACUGCUGCGGAUUCAAUCACCAUCAGUAACACCACCAGUGAGCCUGUGGAACUCUGGGCAGUUAAAAUUUAUGCCUCAAAUCCUGAAGACUCAUUCACCCUUUCUCUGAUGGAGCCUCCAUCUGCAACUUCAGAUGAGGAAACCAUUCAAAGUUUCUUUGCAACUUUCUGCAUCGAGGACAGAGUGCUUCAGCCACACCAGACACUAACCGUUUGGUUAUCUUGCAAACCAAAGGAAAUUGGCUUGUUAACCUCUGUUGUACAUUUUGACGUGGGGCAUAACAGGAUAGAGAGGGUGGUUUUUCUACUGGCUGAGGAUAAGAUCUCUCGGUCUUUGGCUUCAAACAAACCAUAUUGUCGAGGCAGAAAAACGAAGCAAUUUGCCGUGGAUACAUUUGUUCGGGGCAUGCGCCCUGUGAAGCAAGGAAACCAAAGGUUCAGGUAUAGGCUUCCUCCAUAUCCAAUUCCGGAGGAUGUCAGAGAAGUUGUAGAGAGUAAGCAGAUCCCUGAUGCUGUCAAAGAUGGUCUAAGAGGAAAGAACUAUGCAUCUUACUUCAAAACUUUACUGGCCAUGGAGGAGAUACAUAUUGAGGAAGACAUGAGGAGUUACGACAUGGAGCGUGUCAAAAUGAGAAGGGAAGGGAAUCGAUUCUUGUCCCUUGAGGUUCCAGGACUGGCUGAAAGAAGGCCUUCACUUGUCCAUGGAGAUUCCAUUUUUGUAAAGCCUGCCUCUCAGGAUGCAAAUGACAACACUCCUCCAUAUCAGGGUUUCAUUCACCGUGUUGAAGCUGAUAAAGUAUUUCUAAAGUUUGCCAAUGAAUUCCAUUGUUGUCAUAGAGAUGAGACCUUCUAUAAUGUUCAGUUCACAUAUAAUCGAGUGAUCGUGAGACGCUUAUAUCGGGCUGUUGAAGCUGCAGAAAGCUUGGAGACAAAGCUUCUCUUUCCAUCUGAGUCUAGGAGGCGACGGAUAAAGGCAACUCCACUGGUGCCCAUAUCUUGUAAUCUCAAUGAGGAACAGAUGUGUUCUAUUGAGAUGAUACUUGGCUGCAAAGGAGCCCCACCGUACGUGAUAUAUGGGCCUCCUGGUACAGGAAAGACCAUGACACUUGUGGAAGCUAUCCUUCAAGUCUACACAACUCAGAAGAAUGCAUGUAUACUUGUCUGUGCACCUUCAAAUAGUGCUGCUGACCACAUUCUGGAAAAACUCCUCAGUGAGAAGGCAGUCAAAGUUCAAGAGAAUGACCUAUUCAGGCUGAAUGCAGCUGCACGUUCUUAUGAGGAUGUUAAGCCUGAACAUAUUCCCUUCUGCUUUUUUGAUGAUCUGAUUUUCAAGUGUCCCCCACUCGAAGCCCUAAUGUGCUAUAGGAUCAUCAUAUCAACCUAUAUGAGUGCUGCUCUUCUUUAUGCAGAAGGUGUUGAGCGAGGUCACUUCUCUCAUAUUUUUUUGGAUGAGGCUGGCCAAGCUUCAGAGCCAGAAACUAUGAUUCCCAUAUCCCACCUUUGCAGAAGAGAGACAGUUGUUGUACUUGCUGGAGACCCAAGACAAUUAGGUCCUGUAAUAUGCUCUAAAGAAGCAGAGGCUUAUGGAUUGGGAAAAUCAUACCUGGAGAGGUUAUUUGAAUAUGAGUUUUACAACAAGAAGGAUGAAAAUUAUGUAACUAAACUGGUUAGAAAUUAUCGAUGUCACCCGGAAAUUCUCUCUCUCCCUUCAAAACUGUUCUAUGAAGGGGAAUUGAUUGCAUGUAAAGACAAUAGUAUCUCUUCAGCUUUCUCGGACCUCCUUCCUAACAGAAAGUUUCCCAUUCUUUUCAUUGGCAUCCAAGGCUGUGAUGAGAGAGAAGGAAGUAACCCAUCAUGGUUCAAUAGGAUUGAAGCGAGUAAGGUAGUUGAAAUUAUCAGGAAACUGACAAAUAGUGGCAAAAUGAGUGAGGAAGAUAUUGGGGUGAUAACACCUUAUAGGCAGCAAGUACUGAAAAUAAACAAAGCUCUUGAGAACAUGGACAUGCCUGGUACCAAGGUUGGCAGUGUUGAACAAUUUCAGGGACAAGAAAGGCAAGUUAUUAUUGUAUCUACCGUCCGUUCAACAAUCAAACACAAUGAGUUUGACAAAACCCACUGUUUGGGGUUUCUGAGCAGUCCACGGAGGUUUAAUGUGGCCAUUACUCGUGCCAUAUCAUUGCUUAUUAUUAUUGGCAAUCCGCACAUUAUCAGUGAGGACCCAUAUUGGAAUAAACUUUUAUGGCAUUGCUCAGACAAUGAUUCUUAUCAAGGUUGUGGUCUUCCUGUAAGGCAGGAUAAUGUGGAUGACUACUUGGCACAGGAGACCUUGAACUAUGAAGAAAAUCAUCAACCCCGUGAUGAAGUUGAAUGCGGUGAGGAGUGCUUUCAAGAAAUUGCUAGACCAGAAGAAAACUAUAAACCCUCUGAAGGAACCAGUCGGGGGCAAGAAUGGUGUCAAGAAAUCCCUAAACCUGUUACAGAUGAAGCUGAAUGGUCUGAUGGUUGGCGUGAUUAGAGAGAAGAAACAGGCACCAAAGACUUUUCUCUUGUUGCAUUUCUUUCUAUCCUCAGUAAAUAGGUGUUAAUAUCAGAAAUAAAGAUUGGAGAAAGAUAACUGUGUUUCUCUUUUAAGCCGUUUCCUGCAUAUACUGCUUUAUCAAACCAUUGCAAGAUUACUAUCAAAAAGCUUAUUCAAAA
Molecule: messenger RNA, 3432 nt
Organism: Malania oleifera
Lineage: Eukaryota; Viridiplantae; Streptophyta; Magnoliopsida; Santalales; Ximeniaceae
Product: probable RNA helicase SDE3
Exons: 5
Coding region: 548-3250 (900 amino acids)
Molecular function (GO): RNA binding; 5'-3' RNA helicase activity
Source: RefSeq, a predicted model, not a curated record